GGCGAGGGCGAAUUUUAGUAAAGUCCAUUACGAAAGGGGUUAAUUCUGGAACGCGGUAAAUAAUUUUUUAGCCGCCGAUAACUCCCCCCUCUCAACUUCUCCGUACUCUCGAUCAGUUCCAUCUCUGCCACUUCCUCGCUUAAACCCUAAAAACUCGAUUUUACCCACAGCUUCGUGAUCCGACCACUCCGGUUUCUUACCCGCUACCAUACUGGGUUUGGCGCCACCAAUUUUCCCACCGCAACUUCAAACAACAGCCGUAACUUUGGGUCUCUAUUUCUUGCUUUUGGUGGGCUUCAACUGGAAGUUGGCUUAGCUGAUCUGUUGGUAUUGUGAUCUCUAGUUACCUUUUUUCAAUGCUCAAAGAUUGAAACUUGGUUAUGCUCUAAAAUGGAAAAUCUGUCUCAGUCCUCAGGUGGACAGUUUCGGCCAGUUAUCCCAGCACAACAAGGCCAGACGUUCAUUUCAUCAUCUGCCCAACAGUUCCAGUUAGCAGGGCAGAAUAUAUCUUCUUCAAAUGUUGGAGGGCCAGCUGGUCAAAUCCAGCAACAUCAAUAUCCUCAAUCAAUACCGCAGUUAGUUCCAAGGCCUGGCCAUCCUACCUACAUCGCUUCUUCAUCCCAGCCUAUACAAAUGCCUUAUGUUCAGACAAGGCCUCUUACUUCUGUCCCACCUCAGUCCCAGCAAAAUGUGCCUGCACCAAAUAAUCAUAUGCAUGGCUUGGGUGCUCAUGGACUACCUCUUUCUUCACCAUAUACCUUCCAGUCAAUGUCACAAAUGCAUGCACCCGUUGGAGUUGGUAAUAGCCAACCUUGGCUGUCUUCUGUAAGCCAAACUACAAACACCGUCUCACCGAUCGAGCAAGCUAAUCAGAACUCUUCAGUUUCUGCCACAAACCCUCAGUCUUCAUCUGAUUGGCAAGAGCAUUCAUCAGCUGAUGGAAGAAGGUAUUAUUACAACAAAAAAACCAAACAGUCCAGUUGGGAGAAGCCAUUGGAACUUAUGACACCACUUGAGAGGGCUGAUGCAUCAACUGUGUGGAAGGAAUUUACUGCUCCAGAUGGAAGAAAGUACUAUUACAAUAAGGUGACGAAAGAAUCAAAGUGGACCAUUCCAGAAGAACUGAAGUUGGCUCGUGAGCAGGCUCAGAAAGAAGCUGCCCAAGGAACACAAACAGAUAUAGCUGCUACAACACCUCAACCUACACCUGCUGUUGGUCUCUCCCAUACUGAAACACCAGCAAUUUCAUCUGUUAACUCCAGCAUUUCUCCAACGGUAUCUGGGGUUGCAUCGAGUCCAGUUCCAGUCACUCCUUUUGUUUCCGUAUCCAAUUCUCCUUCAGUGGUGGCUUCUGGGUCAUUGACCAAUACUGGCACUCCCAUUGCUUUAACAACUAGUGUGCCAGGAACAGUUUCUUCUCAAUCUGUCGCUGCUGCUGGAGGUACCGGUCCUCCUGCUGUGCUCCAUGCCAAUGCUUCGUCAGUGACUCCUUUCGAAAGCCUUGCAUCUCAUGAUGUCAAAAAUUCUGUUGACGGAACUUCUACAGAAGACAUCGAGGAAGCAAGGAAGGGAAUGGCAGUUGCAGGAAAAGUUAAUGAGACCGUUUUAGAGGAAAAAUCUGCUGAUGAUGAACCUUUAAUAUUUGCCAACAAACUGGAGGCAAAGAAUGCAUUCAAAGCGCUUCUGGAAUCUGUCAACGUAAAAUCGGAUUGGACGUGGGAGCAGGCUAUGCGAGAAAUAAUUAAUGACAAAAGAUAUGGUGCCUUGAAAACUCUUGGUGAACGGAAGCAAGCAUUCCAUGAGUAUUUAGGACACAGGAAAAAAUUGGAUGCGGAGGAAAGACGUAUAAAACAGAAAAAAGCUCGUGAGGAGUUCACCAAGAUGUUGGAAGAGUCCAAGGAACUCACAUCAUCUACCAGAUGGAGCAAAGCUGUUAGUAUGUUUGAGAAUGAUGAACGGUUCAAAGCUGUUGAACGUUCUAGAGACCGGGAGGAUCUUUUUGAAAGCUACAUAGUGGAACUUGAGAGGAAGGAAAAAGAAAGGGCUGCAGAGGAGCACAAGAAAAAUAUUGCUGAAUAUAGGAACUUCCUUGAGUCAUGUGAUUAUAUAAAGGUGAACAGCCAGUGGCGUAAAGUACAAGAUCGAUUGGAAGACGAUGAAAGAUGCUCACGUCUUGAGAAACUUGAUCGCUUGCUUAUUUUCCAGGACUAUAUACGUGACUUGGAAAAGGAGGAAGAGGAGCAGAAAAAGAUACAAAAGGAACGUGUGAGACGAAUUGAAAGAAAAAACCGCGACGAAUUUCGCAAACUCUUGGAUGAACAAAUUACUGCUGGUAUUCUUACAGCUAAGACUUUCUGGCGUGAUUACUGUUUGAAGGUCAAGGAGUUGCCUCAGUAUCAAGCCGUUGCUUCUAAUAUAUCUGGCUCAACACCAAAGGACUUGUUUGAGGAUGUUCUGGAGGAAUUAGAGAAUAAGUAUCAUGAAGAAAAAGCUCAGAUAAAAGAUGUGAUGAAGGCAGAGAAGAUUACCAUCACUUCAUCAUGGACGUUUGAUGACUUUAAGGCUGCCAUUGAAGAGGGUGGUUCUCUUGCAGUUUCAGAUAUAAAUUUUAAGCUUGUAUACGAGGACUUACUAGAAAGAGCCAAAGAAAAGGAGGAGAAAGAAGCCAAAAGGCGUCAACGUCUGGCUGAUGACUUCUCAGGACUUCUCCAUACAUUCAAGGAGAUUACGAAUUCUUCCAUCUGGGAGGAUAGCAAACAUCUUUUUGAAGAGAGUGAAGAAUAUAGAUCAAUUGGGGAAGAGAGCUUUGCGAAGGAAGUUUUUGAGGAAUACAUCAUUCAUUUACAAGAAAAGGCAAAAGAAAAGGAACGCAAGCGUGAGGAGGAGAAGGCUAAGAAGGAAAAAGAACGUGAGGAAAAAGAGAAGCGGAAGGAGAAAGAGCGAAAGGAGAAGGAAAGAGAACGUGAAAAGGAAAAGGGCCGGGUUAAGAAGGAUGAAACAGAUAGUGAAAAUGUGGAUGCAAGCGAAACUCAUGUCUACAGAGAAGACAAGAAAAGGGAGAAGGACAAAGAUAGGAAACAUCGUAAGCGACAUCAUAGUGCCACUGAUGAUGGUGGUUCUGAUAAAGAUGAGAGAGAGGAGUCUAAGAAGUCCCGCAAACACGGUAGUGACCGAAAGAAAUCAAGGAAGCACGCAUAUUCACCUGAAUCAGACAGUGAGAGUAGGCACAGAAGGCACAAGAGAGAUCAUCGAGAUGGUUCCCGUAGAAAUCACGACGAACUAGAAGACGGGGAGCUUGGCGAGGAUGGGGAAAUUCAAUAGAUGUUUGCUCUCGGUUCUGGGAUUUCGCUCCUACGAUUUGGAGGGGCCAGACGUUCCACCAGCAUUAUCAAUGUGAUUCUAAGGGCCAGUGAGAUAGCAAACUUCUGGAAAGGAUUCUUUUGACGAGGAGAUGAAGGGUGAGGCAGUACAUCCUUCUUCAAUUAUCUGUUAGUGGAUAUAUACUUCUGUAGUGUUCCUUAUAGGAGUUAGUGGCGUAUGUGAACCAGCCCAUUUGAUUGGAAGCCGUUUUAAUUAUUUUGCGAGGUGGUUUUGUAAGUCGUGACUACCCUCAACAUCCUUUUGUAUUUCUGUCCAUACGCUGCUGCUGCUGCUGCUGCUUAUCUGCGGUUCUUUUUACUGACAGAAGUUUGAUUAUUGAGAUUAUCUUAAAAGCUCUGAUUUUACAGCAUAAAUCGGAACCAGAAUGAAAACAAUAGGAAGAGUUCACAGCA
Molecule: messenger RNA, 3773 nt
Organism: Cucurbita moschata (crookneck pumpkin)
Lineage: Eukaryota; Viridiplantae; Streptophyta; Magnoliopsida; Cucurbitales; Cucurbitaceae
Product: pre-mRNA-processing protein 40A-like
Exons: 28
Coding region: 391-3321 (976 amino acids)
Biological process (GO): mRNA cis splicing, via spliceosome
Cellular component (GO): U1 snRNP; U2-type prespliceosome
Molecular function (GO): protein binding; RNA binding
Source: RefSeq, a predicted model, not a curated record